AUGUCAAAAACAUUUUUAGAGAGACUUGCUGAAAAUGACAGCCAAGAACUGGAAACAGAGAAAACAUCAUGGUACAAAUGUGAAAAUGAAGCUUUGUUGGAAGAGCUACAAGCUAAGUUUGUAGAGAGCUCACUGGAUCAAGAAACUGAAGCUUUCUUACAAAACUGUCAUGAGAAAGCUGAUGCAGUGUUCACGCAGAUUGGACAUCUUCUAUUCAAAGGGUUCUUUGGUUUCUUUAUGUCUGUGACUACAGCAAAUGGAAUUUUGGAUCGAGGAUCAAUGUUUGUAUUUUCUGAUGCCCAGUUUCAAAGACUCAUGAAUGUAGAUGGAUCAUGGAAGACAGGGACUAUGUUAGACUUAGGAGCUGGUGAUGGCAAAGUAACAAGUGUUAUAAAACAUCACUUUGAUGAAGUUUAUGCUACAGAGCAGUCUCCAUCCAUGAGGUGGAGACUCCAAGACAAGGGCUUCAAGUUACUUGAUGAAAGUGAAUGGAUGAAGGUUGAUUUCAAGUUUGAUGUGAUUGCAUGCCUAAACCUGUUGGAUAGGUGUGACAAACCUCUCACACUACUCAGUGACAUUAAGGAAACUCUACAUCCUGAAACAGGCCGCCUGAUUGUUGCAGUUGUUCUUCCAUUUAGACCCCUUGUGGAAUCAGGCACAAAGAUGAUUCAGCCAAGUGAAGUUAUAACAGUUCAUGGAAAUUCAUGGGAAGAACAAGUACAAAGUCUUGUUUCUGAUGUGUUUGAGCCAAGUGGAUUUACUGUGGAACUGUUUACAAGAGUUCCAUAUUUAUGUGAGGGUGAUUUGUAUAAGGAUUUUUACAUUCUGGAUGAUGCUUUGUUUGUUCUCAAAAUAUCACAAUAAGGCAGCACAAACAUGCGCUUCAAAUUGAGUGAAGGGAAUAAUAUUUCCACAGAAAUGGCAUUAAUGACCCAAAUGUUUAAAACGUAGAGCUAGAUGAGUAUUUACUUCAAAUAUGCCUAUUGUUUUCUGUACAAGGAAGUGUAUUUUAAUAUUUUUAUUUACAAAAUUUCAUUUCUUACCAAAUUUUUACAACAGUAAAAUUUAUGGUUUUAAAUUAUCCUUAUCUUAUUUCAAAACAGCAAAUAACAGCUAUUUUAACAAGAGAAUAAAAUUUGCAGAAAGCAGUGCUCUAGCAACAAGCAAAAUGAAAUCUAUGCAAUUGCCACAUUACUUCCUUUGAACAAGUCAUAUUGAUUAAUAAGCAACUGAACUACAAGCAGGCACUGUAGAACAUAAAGAGACAAGCCACCACAGGCCACAUGUUUCCAUGUGUGCUGCAGCACCUAUUUUGUUCUUGGGUUGUAAAUCUCACUUGUUCACAGGAAUUUGUCAUAUCACAACAUUCAAGUUUUAGAAAACAAUGCAUGCAUUUUAAUACUUUUAAUUAGUAGUUAGGUUGUUUUUAAACAAAAUACACUAAGGGUGGGUAUUUCUAACCCAGUUUUAUUUGAUUUAACAUCGGCAUACAUUCUAGUACUAUUUAACAUUCUGUAUAGAGUGUGCUAAAACAGGUAACUACAUAUUUAUAAGGGCAAUAAAGUUCAAAUUCAA
Pocillopora verrucosa is the source of this 1575-nucleotide messenger RNA. NCBI's taxonomy places the organism in Eukaryota, Metazoa, Cnidaria, Anthozoa, Scleractinia, Pocilloporidae. The record is from RefSeq and is a predicted model, not a curated record.